This is a messenger RNA of Drosophila hydei, 6295 nucleotides long. RefSeq lists its product as uncharacterized. The coding region runs from base 137 to 6151 and encodes 2004 amino acids. The record is from RefSeq and is a predicted model, not a curated record. Gene Ontology annotation, cellular component: centrosome; ciliary basal body; centriole. NCBI's taxonomy places the organism in Eukaryota, Metazoa, Arthropoda, Insecta, Diptera, Drosophilidae. The transcript has 4 exons. Gene Ontology annotation, biological process: centriole-centriole cohesion; centriole replication; ciliary basal body organization.
UCUAAAAUUAAGGCCGGCUUCUUUGUACGCGCGUAAGUUGACGUCUCUUUUGAAAAUCUAUUUGUAAAUGUGAAAAUUUUUCCAAUAUUGUAAAAAAAUACUAGUACAUAAAGACAAUUACAGAUGCAACAUCAGAAUGUCAACAUCAUCCAGAUUGACCCUUUCGCUGGGUGAUCAUCAGCUGGCCAAAUUGACCAAUGAUUCGACAGAAAUACGCAUGCGUGCAUUGGAGCAAAUAGAAACGCGCUUCAUACGAUGUCUGCAGCAUGGCGAGACAAUUAGCUUUAAGCCAGUGCUGCUGCUUAAGCAACUAAUUCGCUGGUUUGGCCACACACCACCGGCUGCUGCUGAGCGCGUGCUGGCCCUAAUGCUCGAGCUCUUGCGUUCUGAAUACGGCGAGGCUGUGGUAAACAAGAUUCCCUGCCGGCGCCUGGAGGCAGAGCUGGUUAAGAUACGGAAAAUAUUAAAAUAUGUGCAGUCAAAACGUGUAUUCGAACUGUUGGACAAUAUACAGAGCUUGGUGCCUAACCUCUACAAAGACUCUAAUCCCAGCCCUAACAACAAUAACAGCAACAACUGUUCAGGUGAAUCUCAGGACAGCGCCGGUGAAAUGGAACUGUUUUCCAUUGAAAGUUUCAAUAUUGGACCCGAUGAUUUUGAAACGCCUUGGUCGUGCGGCAGCCCAGAUGAUUUGGCCACGAUGAAGACCCUCGUGGAUACCUUGACCAUUGGCAACGAUUUGCAGCUGCAAGAGAACUUGGCCAGCUUGCAAAUCAAAUUGUGCGAUUAUCCAGCCGAACAGCUUUUUCAGGCUCCGUAUAUAUUCCUUCAGUUGCUGCAUGUGCAGCAGUUACAGGCAGAUGCAACGCUGUUGCACGUCAACCGGACGCUUUUGACCUUCGUUAGGUUGCUGCAGCGCCGUCUUCGCGUUCGCAGCAAAUCACUUGACUUCGAUUUGAGUGUUAAGUCGCAAGCAAUGUUGCCACAGCAAUUGCGCGUUUCGAGUGUCUUGACGCUACUACUGAAUGGCUGUUUGGAGCUGCUUGGGCCACCGCUGCUGGAACAUUGCAGCCAUAACUGGCAUCUGAUUGAGCUGAGUGUUGAGGCGAUUAAGACCUAUGGCCAGAUCGGUAUUGCAAUACCGGAGAAUAUUGUGCAGCGACUGGGACUGAUUGCACCUAAGCUGAUACGUUACUGCAUCAGCUUUGAUGUGGCACACAUUAGCGAGACACCGAACUUGGUGAAAAAGUUGAUGAUCCCUCGAUUGGAAUCGCUGAUCUUUAAUGGUCUGCUCUUGGAUGUUAUUGCAUUGAGUUUGUCAACCACUGGAAGCAUUGACAAAGCUACCGCCCGCACAUUGCUACAUCCACUAAUCCUGGACAGUUCCUACUUGUCCUGUGUGCCCUUGCGCAUGCACGAGCUGUGCAAUCUAUGCGGUAUAGUUACCCCUGAGGCGGCGCCCGAGGAGCAGCAAAUUAUGCGCCUUAAACAGGCAUAUAGCCUGGCGCUUGCUCAGUUGAUGGAUGAAACAAAACUGUCGGCCAUAGAACUGUUGCAAGAGCAGCGUCAAAUAUGUUUGGUGCUGCUUUUGCUAGGCAGCAAGGGCCUGAUGAAACAGCUAAUUCAAGCAAUUAUCAAAUGUACCAGCUUUUACAUAGUCAAGCCAGAGCUGCGCCAUGAGGCGGAGUCGCUGCUGCAAACCUUGUUCGACCUGCCCGAUGAAGAAUUGCGCAACUGCGCCUUGCGUCAGCUGAAGCAACCCGUUGUGGAUCACUUUCACGCCUUCAUGAACAGCACUAACUACUUGGCCGGCUGUAAUAAUAUUGAGUUAGCCAAAAAUCAAAUUCUUGGCCUGCCAAUGAGCUCACAGCUGCUGCGCAAGUUGCUCGUGCAGGGCUGGCGGCCCGAGGAGCCGCCGCAGCUGCAGCAAUGGUGCAUUGACUACUUGAUAAUGUUGGUGGGACUCGCGAAGCUGGUAUCGUCUAAGGACUUUAACGAAAUGUUCAAAAUUGUGAUGCCAGUGAUGCCGCUGCUCGUGUGUCGUGCCAUCAACCAGCCCCAGCUGCAGCAUAUGCUUUGGGAGUUACUUGAUCCGGAUAGCGAAUAUUUGGAGCCGCCGCAAGCGCUGCGUGGCAAUGUCUGCUACAUGUUUCAUCCGGAUGCCAAGUUUCGCAAGGAUGCUAUCGGUCGGAUUGCCUACAUCCUGGUCUGGCAGGAUCAUCAGCACAAAUACCGACCCGCCAUGGAUAAGCUCUGCCUAGACUUAAUUGGCCACGACGUUUGUGUUAUUCAGCCGCCAGUCAACUACUACAGCAUAUUUAGCGAGCGCUCGCAUUUGCCAUUUACACGCAGCUUGCUGACGCUGUUGCGCCUGCUGGAGACACGCGAUCUGAAGUCGAGCAUACGCAAAUCUACUCUCAUACAGCUGAACGUUUUGCUGCAUAGCUGGGAAGCUGUGGACUUGUUCACCACCUGCGACGGCGCCUAUGUGCUCUGCUUGAAGGCGCUUCAUGAUCCGUUAUUGCGUGACAGGGCCGGAGGCAGUGAAGAGACCGAAACGCUGCUGCCGGCAGUCAGUAUUCUACUUAGAGUGCUUUUCCGCAGCGAACGAUUUCGUCACGAAUUCAAGGACAACGCAGAGAUGCUGGUCUGUCUGCUUCGCUGUCUUUUCCUGCUGCCGCACGAGACGCAGUUGCGUGCCGAAGUGAGCAUCUGCAUAUUCCAGCUGCUUUUCCAUGAGCAUAUGACGCCUGCCGAUGAUAGUCUUAAGCUGGACGUUGAUCUCUCUGACAUGGUUGUGCCGGUCAGCUAUGAUCUGGACCAUACCGUACCACCGACAGCUGCCACCGAGGGACUGGCACUGCAGCAGCACCUGCUGGUGAAACACUUCGAGAAUAAUGCUGCCAUCGAAGCUCAGCAUUGGCGCCUUUUUGUGGCACACAAAGUAUGCGGCUCGCCGGAGGAUCUGGCGCUGUCGGACGUUCACGGACUGGAUAUUAAAGAGACGCUGAAGCUGAAGCCGGCAGAUCUGGCACUCGUUCAUGCAUCGCUCGUGCACUUGCAGGUGCAGAACCAACUAAUGGCCGCCAGCAACUGCAGCAGCCACGAAACUCUUCAGCAGCUCGUCGCCAGUAUUCAGUUGUUUCUGGUGCUGCUGCGCGGCGAUAUGCAGCCGCCUCAGUGCAGUAAUCUGUGGAAGCUUAUGCAUAAGUAUCUGCGGCUCACUCCCGGCAAUUGUGCAGAUCUUGAGCUGUAUAUUGCUUUGUUGGAGUUGUGCUUGAACUGUUUGCGUCAUCGCUUGCCAGAGGUGCUCGCUGGCCUGAACAAUGCCCUCGAAACUGAUCCUCAUCAUAGUUUCUUGGAGAUUCUACGCGAUGACAAUGUCUCAUUGAAUCUCUUGAGCCUGGUCACGGAGUCUUUGGUGCAGCUAUUGCGCUGGCAGCGCCAUCAGCCCAACGUCACUUGGCAGAGCAAACUCUUUGAUGAGCUAAGCACACGGGCGCGUUCCCUCUUCGAGCAGCGCAAGCUGCAGCACGUCCGCUGCGUUUUGGGCGUCCUUCGAGACCUCAGUGAACGCCCGUUGCACAUAGACAGCUCCAAAACAGAGGCCUAUUAUAAUCAUUAUGUUCAGCUGUCGAGCAACCUGCGCACGUCCACACAAACCGGCGCCCAAUGGCAACGCGACUGUUUGUUCAUUAUCUGUCAGAUGCAAACCCAUGGUAAGCUGCUGGCUCCAUCAUGCAGCAAGAUGCUCGGUGGCAACAAGGUGCUGCGCUAUCUGUUGGGUCUGUGCGGCCACACUGAUGCCGAGGUGCGCUCGUUGGCCUGGGUGGCAAUGGGUAAUUGGGUAAAAAAUGCCGGCAACAAUAUGACGAGCAUUUUGCUCGACUUUCAUGAUUUUCUGCCAGGAGGCCUGGCUGCAUGCUGUCUUAGCACGAUGCUGGACGGCCACGAGGCGUUGUUGGUGCGUGAGCUGGCGGGACGAGUCUUUGAGUUGUUGAUACCAUAUAUUGGGGCCACAGCUUGCACCGAGCUGUUCAGCUAUCACUCAUUCCUAAAGCACGCUCACGCAGCAAUUGUCUCGCUGCAGAUGUCGCCAGAUAAGAAGCAGGAGGCCGGUGUGAAUUCCUCGUUUGAAUUCAUUACCUGUUGCAUAAGCAUAUGUGUUACUUUGAUCAUGCACGAGCCAAGCUGGUGCUCCGCACUCUGCGGUCAUGCGUUCUUCAAUGCGCUUAGCGAUGUACUGAAGAUGCCCACACCCAGCAAGCCCCACAUCAGUGUCUACCUGGAGCUCUGCGCUGGACAAAUCUGCAAGCUGUAUGCGAUGUGUUACCAACACAACUUUAAUUGUUUACAGCGCAGCAUCUGCCGUGAUCCUGUGUUGUUGAAGAGCUAUUUUUCUUUGAUUAACGAUGUGCUCGACCAGAAGGUGGUGUCGGAACAUCAGCUCGUUGAAAUUCUUAAGUUGCUAAUGGUGUUCUGUAAGGAUGCAAAUGCCUAUGGUUUUCUGUGCGACAAGUUCAAGGUACAUCCGGAGCUGCUGUUCGAUCUGCUGCUGUACGGUCUAAACCAGAUUCUUAUAGAUCGUGCGGUUCAGAAAUACACGCUGUUAGCGCUCUCGCUGCUCCUGAUAAAGGCACAAGACGCAUCCGAGGAGCACAACUUACUUCGCGUGUUUGAAGCGUAUGUGGAGGAAUCGCACACAAGUGACGAGGACAAGGAAGAAGAGGAGGAGACUGACAGCGACAGCUAUGACAAGGAGAACAAUACAAAUGAUUUAAACAAACAACUUAAAAUAUUGAGCUUAAAGCCAGUGGCAAAGCAGAAACCCUUGGCAGUCAAACUAAGGCAAAAUUGCGUCGGCGCUAGCCAGCCGAAGGAAUUUACCAACGCCGCUGUUUUGCUCUACCACAGCCUUGACCGGCUGUUCGAGAUCCACUAUCCAUCCAAGACAUAUAGCUUUCUGCAAGGUCCUACCAAAAGCCAUGUCCAGAUCUGCGAGGUGCUCGGCAAUUUGCUGAAGCAAUCGGCUUGGGCGGCGGACGCUGCGCGCCACUUCAAGCUGCUGGAACGUGUUAUACAUCUGCUUGAAGCGUUCCUCGACGACAGCAACAUUGGCAAUGCCACAGUGUAUGUGCGGCGCGUGGGCGCUCACAAAUCGCGCGACAUUAUCAACAACUUACUAAUAUUGCUCAACAUGCUGAUGCACUGGCAGAAUACGCCGCAUACCGUCAUUACGGAGCCCGUGAUGGCCGCCAGGGUUGUCAGAGUGAUCGUUCGUCUAUGGCCUUGGCUGUCGCACUCGGCGGUGCUGAAGCAUAUGACCGUGCGUCUGACUACGUUGCUCACCGAGCACUCCUUUGAGAUGUGCAAACAGACGUCGCAGGUGCUCUCGAGCCAGUCACACUCGCUGCUGCAGCUAAUGGUGCGCGUGGCGGAUCAUGAGUCGACCAAAAAAGAAGGAGCCACCGUCAAGCCGGACUUCGCCAAGUGCAGCUCCGACUCAAUUAUUGAGGCCGCUUUGCGAGUUAUGAUCAACUGCUGCUCCUGUGCCGAAGGUCGCCUCAGUCUGGGUAAGAUGCGUGUGCUGGACAUGUUUGACACGAUCAUGCCAGCUACCAGCAGCAAUUCGAGCAAAGUCAAGCCGGAAGUGUUACUUGGCUGGAUAGCCUUUUGGGAGGUGUUCUCCAGGUACGAGCUGGGCUAUAAGAUCUGUCAUCUCCAGGCGCUACUCAAUCUCAUCCGUCGCUCGCCGCCACUGAGCAAUUUGCGCCUGCGCUGCCUGCGCAUCGUGCGCAACAUGUGCUUCAGUAACCACAAUCGCAUGCUGCUGGUCAACAUGACAGGCUUCACGGACUUUCUGCGGGACAUUGUCUCGCAGCCGGUGCAGGAUGGCAACGGUGGCGGAGACACCUGUAUCAACUCGUACGUGGAGCACCAUCUCGUUGUUCUCUGUCUGUGGAAACUAUUUGGCUUUAGCGCCAAAUGCCGAGCCAUGCUGCGUGGCACCAAAUUGGUCAAACAAUUGACAGUACUCUGGGAUCACCUGACGUCUAUGGAAGCGGAGCGACCGCAACAAUUUGACGACUUGCCCUUUGCUGCCGAGCUGAAGGAUCUGCUUGGCAAGCUCUUUGAUUCGCUGCAGUCUUAGCCAGCUAACUGUAGCUCUACUUAAAUCAAGUUUGCAUUUUCACUUUGUUUCAUGUUAACUAUUUUCAAAUAAUUUAUUAACAAGAUUUUAUUGUUCAGUUUGAUUAUCAGCCCAAUGUAACAUGCAAAUAAAUAAGUUAUCUAA